GCGAGCGGAAGGAGAGGGCCGCUGGCCGGAAGUGGGUUGUGGAGCGGUUGAUGCUGGAGGACUCUGUGUAUUGACUUACCUGGUGCGGCCCGGGACUGGAGUUAGGAUGCUACUUUCGCGGGCUUCAGUGCUGGAGGAGGCCAGAAGAGGGCGUUGGAUCUUCUGGGACUUGAAUUAAAGUUGAUCAUGAGCCACACAGUGUGGGCGUUGGGAAUCAAACCCUGAUCCUCUGGAAGAGCAGCCAGUAUUCUUAAACAGUGAACAAUCUCUCCAGCCAGUGAGGAUCCUAUCUAAACUUCUGAGAAAGCGAUUGGGCAUGAGAUACGAUCUGCCGAAGUCCCAAAGAUCCCAGAUCGGAGGCAAGAGAUGGCACUCAGGCUGGCGAUGAACAUAAUUUGAUGCAGAUGAACGGAAUAGUCUCUAUGUAUUCCUUCCAACCCAGCCGUUUCUGAUGCUUGGAAGCUAUCCUUUCAUCCACAAAGAUGGUAAUAAAUCUUUGCCUCCCACAGUUCAGACCAAGAAUUCACUGCAACAAGGUGUCAGCUGAUGGCUAUGAAGUAGAAAAUCUCAUCUCUGAAGACCUCAUAAAGAGAAGCCAUGGCUUUAGAACAGAGUAUUUCAUUAGACCUCCAGUCUAUGUGACAGUUUCCUUUCCCUUUAACGUGGAAAUCUGUAGGGUUAACAUAGAUCUCACAGCUGGGGGAAGUCAGAAUGUCACUGGCCUGGAAUUAUAUACAUCUGCCUUAUCUAGCAGAGCCUCUCAGGAUGCACAGGACUGCUGGACUACAGGCCCAAUGGACACAUCUGUCCCAGACAAGGAGGCCUUCACCUUAGUAGGCAAAGUCUUACUGAAAAACCAGAACCAUGUGGUGUUCAGCCACAGGGGCUUCAAGGCCAGGCCACCUUUUAGCCCAAUGGAAGUCACACUCCUCUCUCCUGCUGUUGUAGCCCAGGAACUCUGGAAUAAAGGGGCUCUUUCCCUUAGCCAUGUGGCCCACCUCAAGAUCGGCAUCACCCAUGUGACAGGGAGUGGCAUCUCUUGCAUCAAGCGUUUAGAGGUGUGGGGUCAGCCAGCCAGGACCUGCUCUCAGGAGGUGAUAAAUAGUGUCUUGUUGACAGCCUCAGAAAGCUUGCCUCAGGACUCGGGUCUGCACCCUCCAGCCUUGCCCAUGGAGAGUGACUAUGACCCUGGAGGUCAAUCUGAGGGCCAGCAGUCUUCCUGUACCUUACAGGACAUGUCUGAGGUGGUUCGUGAUGUGCCAGAGGAGUUCCUGGAUCCUAUCACCCUGGAGAUCAUGCCAUGCCCCAUGCUGCUGCCUUCAGGCAAGGUCAUUGACCAGAGCACUCUGGAGAAGUGUAACCUCAGUGAAGCUGCUUGGGGCCGAGUGCCCAGUGACCCUUUCACAGGGCUAGCCUUUACGCCACAGUCCCAGCCCCUACCUCAUCCUUCCCUGAAGGCCCGGAUCGACCGUUUCCUCCUCCAGCACUCUAUUUCAGGCUGCCACCUGCUUGGGAGAGCACAGACUCCAUCCGCAAUGGUCCCUUCUAUCAUUACCCUGCCCUCACGGAAAAGGAAGACAGAGCGGGCUGAGCACAGCUCACACUACAGCCUUGGCAUGGAUGCUUCUUCCUCUGCCACAAGCCCUUUACUUUCACCCACUACCUCAGAGCCGACUGCCAAGAAGAUGAAAGCCGCCAGUGAGCUCGGCCUGACAGACAUGGACUGUUCAUCAGAGCAUCCAAGGAGUGUUUCUGGCCCAGAGUGUGCCUCCUGCAAACGAGCAUUUUCUUCCUACUCCACAAAUGAGCCUGUGUACCAGCUGCCCUGUGGCCACCUUCUGUGCCGACCCUGCCUGAGUGAGAAGCAGCGCUCCCAGCCCAUGAUGUGCACAGCCUGCCAGCAGCCAGUCACCAGCCAGGAUGUGCUGCGGGUCCAUUUUUGAGUGACAAGCCUCAACUGGAGAAGCCCCAUUUUGGGGGAGACCUGAAGGUGGAGGAAGCAAGAACAGGAUCCCAGUGCCUCUGUCCUCUCCUGGGCUGGAAUACCUCAUGGUGUGUUAUGGGGACUGGGUAGGGACCUCCCACUCCUGCUUAGGCAACAACAGGAUAAUAAAGCCAUAGGGCUGGGCUGGGGAAGACAUCCCUAUUCUUCCUGGCCUAGCUUGCCACUUCCCAACCAGAGCCAGCCCCAGCUGUUGAGGAGCACCCCCUGAUGCCCCCGUGUUAUCUGCAUACAACCUUGUAACGGAGCUUUGUGGAUGGAGCUCAACAGACGGUGACUUGGGACCUCACACAGCCUUCUCUGCCUCAGGGUCACUCAAGUGGACCAUGGUAGGGGCUGUUAAGCACAUGAGUUAUCCAUGUGUACCCUACCCCUGCAGACACUUGCAGCCUUAAUAAAGUGACAGUUGACAUUCAAUGAGGAUUCCUCCUGGCACACAGAACAGGACAGCCAUAUGCAAUUGCUUGCACCGGGUAGACAAGGGUUCAGAUCUGUCCAGCGUGGGUGUUGGUGUCAAGGAAAAGCGAGUAGCUCCCCUCAGGCCAGGAGCCAGAGUUGCUCCUGGAGCCACUCUCCAAGGGAGAGAAUUCCUGUUCCAUAUGUAGCCCACUGCAAGAAAAAACUUGUUUAUAGGAAACGCUUUUAACAAAAUCUGUAUAUGUGUGUAGGCACAUGUGUGCCCUGGUGCGUCUAUGGAAAUCAGUGCUCCAGGGAUCAGCUCACUCUUUCCAACCAUAUGACUCCCAAAACCUCUCCUUUACCCUCGGAGCCACCUCUUGGAUCCCUAGGCUACAUUUUUUUUCCUUUCCUUCCUUAUGGAGUCCCAAAGAAACAAAUUGCAUAUAGCUCUGCUGGCCCUGUAGAGCUUCCAGCCAGUAGACGACACCUGUGCAGGACCUCACAGUCCUGCUCCCUUCCGGCCAUUCUGCUCCGUCUGUGAGAUAAAUCACAGCCCCUUGACCCACUUGUUGUCUCCCCUUGGUUGCCAGGGCUCAAUCCCAAGAUUCAGGGAAUCUGCUUUCAGAGCUCCUAGGAGAUGUGUCCGUAGAGGUAGCCAGUAGGGGAAUGUCACCUCCUUCUUCCUACACAUACCAGUGCCUGUUGGGCUUCAGCCUUCGUCUGAAACGCUAGGGUCUGUGUGGACAAGCCACCCUGCACUCCUGGUGGCUCCCGCACACCCCACUCUAUGCCUGAGCCUCCCUUCUGGGUAUUGUGUUCUUGGCCCAUGCAACUACAGAGGGCUUGGUUUGGGGGUCCUUACCUCUCCAUAACCUAUCAUGGUCUCUGGAGUGGCCCACUUCCUACUCAGCCUUUACACCUCUAUAUGAGUACCGGAAGCCAUCCCUGCCCCCCUCCCACUCCCAACAGCCCCCACACUGCUGCUUCUCUGCAGCUCUACCAGAGUUACCUGGCCUACUCUAUUGGAAAACUAGGUCUGGGAGUCCCUGGGGUAGGCUAGAGAUACACUGAGUCCAGGGCAGGGGGAGCCACUCCUACAUCAUAAACGUGAUUAAAUUUUCUGACCCUGCCCCCAUGGAAGAGCUCUUUUUCUUCAUCCGAUACCAGAAACGUUAUAAUCUUCCUUAGAAUACAUGAAUGAAAGCUGGGUGUGGUAUAAGUUUGUAAAUACAAAUAUCUGAAGGACUGCUGUGAGUUCAAGGUCAGCCCUGGCUACAUACUUUCAUGUCUCAAAGACACUGAAAUAAAAAUAUAUU
This is a messenger RNA of Arvicanthis niloticus (Nile rat), 3717 nucleotides long. Lineage: Eukaryota; Metazoa; Chordata; Mammalia; Rodentia; Muridae. The record is from RefSeq and is a predicted model, not a curated record.